CCAUUGGGUUGAAGUUUUGUUCGCCCCCGCGUUCCUCGUAUAAAUAAUAACAAGCGCAAAAAGAGGCUAGCAUGUGUCGAGAAUCCACUCGCUGAGAAAAGAAUGGCCGAAAACAACAGCGGCAACAUGUCGGUCGACAGUGUGUUCAGGACCCGCUCGCUCGGCGUGGCCGCAGAAGGUCUCCCUGAUCAGUAUGCCGACGGGAAAGCAGCCAAAGUCUGGCAACUGUACAUCGGGAACACGCAGAGUAGGACGCAGGAGUACAGAAGCUGGGUGGUGUCACUGCUCAGAAAACAAGGCGUCCGGAGGGUGCUGGAUGUCGCCUGCGGAACAGGGGUUGACUCCAUUAUGUUGGUGGAGGAGGGCUUCAAUGUGGUGAGUGUCGAUGCCAGCGACAAAAUGCUCAAGUAUGCACUGAAGUCGAGAUGGGAGAGAAGAAAAGAAGCAGCGUUUGACAAAUGGGUGAUCGAAGAAGCCAACUGGCUGACUCUCCCAGAAGACAUCCAGAAACAAGGAGGAGAUGGCUUUGAUGCGGUUAUUUGCCUUGGCAACUCUUUUGCUCACUUACCAGAUUUUAAAGGGGACCAGAGUGACCAAAAGUUAGCUCUUCAAAACAUCGCGAGCAUGGUCAAGCCAGGUGGGAUCCUCAUCAUCGACCACCGCAACUAUGACUACAUCCUGGAGACUGGGCGGGCACCACAAGGCAAAAAUGUUUACUACAAGAGCGAUCUAACUCAGGACAUUUCCACUUCUGUACUGUGGGUGAACAAUAAACCCCAAAUGAUUACUCUGGACUACACUAUCCAAAUUCCUCAAAGCCCUCAGAACCUCCCUGAGGUCAGUAAAUUCCGACUCUCUUACUACCCUCACCGCCUGGAGAGCUUUAAAGCGCUGCUGCAAGACGCCUUCUACGGCAAAGUGGAGCACGUCGUCUAUGGAGAUUUCAUGGCAUACGUCCCUGGUCAAAGUCAAGAUCCGUGCUACUUCAUCCACGUUUGCAAGAAGACUGCAUAGGUGCACGUACACUGCAAGAAAUGUUAUAGUUUUCAGUUCAACCAUAUUCAUCCUCCCAAAUUCUUGUACAUUUAAUCUAAAUUUUAAAUAUCACAAAUUACAGCUUUUUUUUUUUUUAAUAAUAAUUAACAAGGUUCCUAUGUGGCCCACAGUGUAAUACAUUAACAUACAUAAAGAUGAUGGCUUUAACUAAGUGGCUCAUGUCAAUCUGGUAAUGUUUGAGGGUUGAUUUUUAUCGGUAAUUCUUUUGUGUUUACCACCUGGGUCUUAAAAAGCAAGUUCAUAUAAUGGUUGUUUUUGUCAGGGAGAAAAAGCUCAAGAAAAAUAUCUCAUUUAUAGUUUUUCAGUCUUUUUGGUAAUCAGUGUAAUCGCCGUUUACCUUGGUGGAAGACCAUCUUGUGUAUUCUGCUCUUCUGAUUUGAUUUGCAUUUCUCGCUGUAAUCUUGCACGGUUGUUGUCGUCAGACCAUCAAAAAGCCGCUCGUGAUUUUGUGAAGCGAUCUGACGUCUUAUCAAUCUAACCUACUUGCAGUGUUACACAGGGUAUAACUCUCAUUCUAGAAAGUCCUCACACAGUUUCCAAUUGUAGAGGUGGUUAGAGUUUCAAGCUACUUGAAGGCCAAAUGAUCAAAUCGAGUGAUUGUAUAACAGCGCCAACUCUGACGAGUAAGGUGAAGAUUUUACCAUCAUUUUAUAGAUCUUGGUUCAUGUGUCCAUGGACUCUUUCUUUGUGACUUUAUUUGAUGCUAACCCAGAAAAUAGUUCCACUUGUUUGUGAUGGAUGAGAAUCAGAGAAUGCCCUCCAUAAUUCCAUAUUACUUGCAGGAAUGUGAGCCGAAGCUUGAACACCCAAUCAUCUUAAGACGUGCUGUCAACCAAAGAUUUUACAUAUUGUUAUUUGCUUUCCUCAGUCUUUGAUUUACACUUUGCACAGUGAUCGAAAUGUGUUGAAAAUGACAUAUUUUGCUUAUGUUGGCCCUAAACAUGCAAAAUAAAUUGCAUGGAGGGAGAGAGAGAGAGAGUACAGCAGCAAAUUUAAAUGUCAUCCAGGCUACUGCUGUUUGUCUAACGACGGCAUGGUAAAUCAGUGCCUCAUGUUAAAAUAUAUAUGGUACAAUACAGUGAUUCAUUUUGAAAUGCAGUGGGUUAAGACAUUUCUAGAGAACAUCUCACAACGGUCUUAUGUUGCUGGGUCUUAAAGAUGAUCAGUUGUAAUAUUUUGCUUGAAAAUACAUUAAAUAACAUUUCAUGUUG
Molecule: messenger RNA, 2267 nt
Organism: Phyllopteryx taeniolatus (common seadragon)
Lineage: Eukaryota; Metazoa; Chordata; Actinopteri; Syngnathiformes; Syngnathidae
Gene: gnmt
Product: glycine N-methyltransferase
Exons: 6
Coding region: 103-1014 (303 amino acids)
Biological process (GO): one-carbon metabolic process; protein homotetramerization; regulation of gluconeogenesis
Cellular component (GO): cytosol
Molecular function (GO): glycine binding; glycine N-methyltransferase activity; identical protein binding
Source: RefSeq, a predicted model, not a curated record